AUGGCGCUCAGCAAGCCACCGGCGACCGACGACGACCAGGCCGAGCGGGAGUACCUCGCGUCCUGCCUCAUGCCGCUAUCGCGCGGCCUCUGCGACGGUGGCGCGACCGACGCCAAGAGGGCGGGCGCGGCGCCUACGGCAUCGAAUAAGGCCGACGGCCAGCACCACCCGCACGGGUACGAGUGCUCCAUGUGCAGCAAGGUUUACGCGUCCUACCAGGCGCUGGGCGGGCACAAGACGAGCCACCAGAAGCCGCCAGCCGCGGCAGCGCCAAGAGACGAGGCGUCGUCCAGCGGCACCGCGCACGAGAAGGAGGAGAAGCUGCACCAGUGCUCGCUCUGCCUCCGCACGUUCCUGUCGGGGCAGGCGCUGGGCGGGCACAAGCGGCUGCACUGCGAGGCCAAGGACAAGGGCAAGGACGCCGCCAGGACCAACAAGGCCAGCGUGGCGGCGACGGCCGUGCUGCGGGACUUCGACCUCAACCUGUCGGCUGAGGCCGAGAGUGCGACGCCGGAGGCCAAGCGGGCACGGACGAUGCUGCUGGUGGCUGAUGAUCCAGCGCUCUUUCCAACGGCGGCGAGGUGUUAG
Molecule: messenger RNA, 588 nt
Organism: Zea mays
Lineage: Eukaryota; Viridiplantae; Streptophyta; Magnoliopsida; Poales; Poaceae
Product: zinc finger protein AZF1
Exons: 2
Coding region: 1-588 (195 amino acids)
Biological process (GO): regulation of DNA-templated transcription
Cellular component (GO): nucleus
Molecular function (GO): DNA-binding transcription factor activity; transcription cis-regulatory region binding
Source: RefSeq, a predicted model, not a curated record